CAUAUUCAGGAUUCACCAUUUCGCCGAGUCUGCAAAGGUCUCUUUCUGCGAUCAAAUGCUUUUUCCAUGGACCAUACCGCCAGAUUGACUUCACGGCAAUAGAACCAGCCAAACUCCAGCUUUUCUUCAAUUUUACAAACCUUAAUGCAUCACCAGGCACCACCACCACCCUCCUCCACCUUGGCCUCCCACUUCUCUCACCAGCCUCACACCACCAUCCCUAACCCUUUUCUAUCUUUUCCUCAGCCAGUGCUUCCCUCUGAUCUAACCUCCAGUUCAGACCUCCACCCUCCUGGAACAGACCCGUUUGCCUAUCCGGGCUCUUACCCAUCAACCCAUGUCGAACAUGGAGCACAUUUUCAGUAUUAUGUGGACCCAAAUGCAAGUUCGCAGAAUUGGGUCUCCGAACCCAUUGGAUAUGAAGCUUUUGAUUUGCAGGCUAUCAAUUCUUUAUGCGAGAAUUCUAUUGUGCCCACUAGUUCAAGUUCUUUAUGGAGCAACUAUUUGGCAAAUCAAACUUUGGCAAAAGAUGCCACAGGGAUAAUACCAAAGCAAACUGAUGUUGUUCAGUCCAAUAGGUGUGAGCUCUGCAAAAUUGAUUGUAGUGGCAAAGAGGCUUACGAGAAACACAUACUGGGAAAGAGACAUAAUAGGAAUUUGCAAGUACAAAAUAAUCCUACUACGAUGUUACCAGGAAGCUCUGUUUCAAUGAGUGACAUACCAAGCCAGGUGCCCAGUAUGGAUGGACAGACAAUAUUUGGGGCUUCAGGUUUGGUUGAUGGUAAGGAGUUGGAGACAAAGAAACGGAAGCUUUUGGCAGGUGGGGCAGCAGUUGAUUCUGUCAGGAUUUGCUCAAUAUGCAAUAUUGCUUGCAAUAGCCAAGAAGUUUUCAAUAAACAUCUGGCUGGGAAAAAACAUGCUUCUCAGGCUCGCUUAAUAUCUCUCAAUGGCGUUGGCCCAUAUAUUGCUGCAAUCAGGGCUCAAGAUGGUAGCAUUUGGAAAAAUACUCUAAAGAAAAACAAGGUCGUUCAAUCUGCUUGGUGUGAAGUCUGCAAAAUUAAUUGUAACAGCACUGAUAUCUACACCAAACACAUACUAGGAAAGAAACACCAGAAGAACUUGGAGAAACUGUCAAAAUCAAAUAAUGAUACUACUGCCCUUACCUCAAAUGCUACACCAGCCUCAACAAAUCCAGUGAUUGGACCAAUGGAAAACCCAGAGGCCAGUAAAGGCAAUAGCGUUGUACCAAAUUUGAGGAAGAAGGUAGCACUGUCACUGGCACCAGAAGAGCUGGAGAUGAAGAAACUAAAGAUUCUGCAAGGUGGAGCAGCAGCUGGAGCUCUUAGAACGUGCAGCAUAUGCAAUGUGGUGUGCAACAGCCAGAAAGUGUUCAAUUCUCACCUUGCCGGUCAGAAGCAUGCCGCCAUGGUGAAGAAACAGAUGGAAGCUGAAACUGCAACCAGAGCCGGAGGCCCUCAACUGAUAACUGCAGCAUAAACACCUUAUUUACCAGUUAUCCUGAUCAUUUUUCAAAGCUUUUUGUACAUUCUCCUUUUGCAUACUUAACAGAGCUUUGAGAAAAGCUGGCUUCUCAUAUUGUUAGAACAAAAAUGCAUAAUGUUUAGAGGGUACUCCUGUAGUAUAUUUAAAUAUUGCAACUUAUGUACCGUACAAUUUUAUGUACAGAAUGGGUGUGAUUUCUUUUC
Molecule: messenger RNA, 1706 nt
Organism: Juglans microcarpa x Juglans regia
Lineage: Eukaryota; Viridiplantae; Streptophyta; Magnoliopsida; Fagales; Juglandaceae
Product: zinc finger protein 346
Exons: 3
Coding region: 145-1497 (450 amino acids)
Molecular function (GO): nucleic acid binding; zinc ion binding
Source: RefSeq, a predicted model, not a curated record